AUGUCCAAGGCCCUGAAGAUCCUCUCGCGCGACGACGUGGAGACGCACAACAAGGAUGGUGACCUGUGGAUCGUGAUCGACUCGACAGUGUACGACCUGUCCAAGUUUGCCAAGCUGCACCCCGGUGGUCUGGCGGUGCUUCUUGACGAGGAUGUCGGUGAGCACCAUGGCCCCUUCCCUCACCCCACCCGCCCCCUGACACUCCCAGCCGGCCAGGACGCAACGACCGUCUUCUACUCGCUGCACCGGCACGAAGAGCUCCAGAAGCCGCAGUACCAGCGCCUGGUGAUCGGGCACAUUGCGCUCGAGGAGCCCAAGAUCCAGCCGGUGGGCGUGGGCGAGCUCUCGCGCGUGCCGUACGCCGAGAGCCCGUGGCUCAACCCGUCCUUCCACAGCCCGUACUACAACGACGGGCACCGCCGCUUGCAAAAGGAAUUCCGUGCGUUUGUCGAUACGGUGCUCUACCCCGACGCCCAGGCGUGCGAGGCGGCCGGCACGGACGCCAGCCCAGAAGUGUACAAGGCCAUGGCGGCGAAGAAGAUCAACCACAUGCGUCUUGGGCCGGGCAAGCACCUGCACGGGCUGACCCUAAUGGGCGGGGUCAAGGGCGAGGACUAUGAUGCGUUCCAUGAGCUCAUCGUCACCCAAGAGCUCACGCGUUGCGGCGCACGCGGCUACGGCACCGGCCUCGGCUCUGGCGUGUUCCUCGGCCUUCCCCCGGUCGUCAACUAUGCCGCCGAGCCGCUCCGCUCCCGUGUCAUCGACGAGGUGCUCAACGGCAAAAAGGUCAUGUGCCUCGCCAUCACCGAGGCGUUUGCCGGGUCCGACGUGCAGGGCAUGAGGACCCGCGCCGACAAGCAGGCGGACGGGACGUGGCUGAUCAACGGGCACAAGAAGUGGAUCUCGGCCGGCAUGUUCGCCGACUACAUGCUGCUCGCGUGCAAGACGUACGGCGGCGAUGGGCCCGACGGCGCCGUGACUGCGUUCCUCGUCGACCGGAGCAUGGGCUUCGAGACCAAGGUCGUGCCGACGUCCUACUCGAAAGCGGCGGGCACGUCGUACGUGACAUUCGACAACGUCCGCGUGCCCGCCGACCAUGUGAUCGGCGAGGAGGGCCACGGGCUGCUCAUCAUAUUCGGCAACUUCAACCACGAGCGAUGGUACAUGUGUGCGUCGAUGGCGCGCGGCUCGCGCAGCUUGAUUGAGGAGUGUCUGCUGUGGUCGGCCCAGCGCAAGGUGUUUGGCAAGCCGCUCCUCGCGCAGGCCGUGAUCCGGAACAAGCUCGCGCUCAUGAUCUCCAAGGCGGAAGCAAUGCAGACGUGGAUCGAGUUCAUCACGUUCCAGAUGACCAAGAUGGACCACCGGACGCAGGUCAAGCAGCUCGCCGGGCCGAUCAGCUUCUGCAAGAUGCAGUUCAGCCUGUGGGAGAAGGAGCUCGUCAGCCACGCCGCGCAGAUCUUUGGCGGCCGCGCCCUGACCGCCACUGGCAUGGGCCGGUUCGUCGAGAUGGCCAACCGCACAGGCCGGUUCGACGACGUGCUCGGCGGGUCGGGCGAGGUGAUGGGCGACCUGGGCGUGCGCCAGCUCAUCCCCCACAUGCCUGACGACCAGAAGCUGUAG
Messenger RNA from Vanrija pseudolonga, 1620 nucleotides. Its product is annotated as Acyl-CoA dehydrogenase apdG. Gene Ontology annotation, molecular function: acyl-CoA dehydrogenase activity; flavin adenine dinucleotide binding. The coding region runs from base 1 to 1620 and encodes 539 amino acids. Lineage: Eukaryota; Fungi; Basidiomycota; Tremellomycetes; Trichosporonales; Trichosporonaceae. The transcript has 2 exons. Gene Ontology annotation, biological process: fatty acid beta-oxidation using acyl-CoA dehydrogenase. The record is from RefSeq and is a predicted model, not a curated record. Gene Ontology annotation, cellular component: cytoplasm.